This is a messenger RNA of Microthlaspi erraticum, 507 nucleotides long. NCBI's taxonomy places the organism in Eukaryota, Viridiplantae, Streptophyta, Magnoliopsida, Brassicales, Brassicaceae. The record is from the annotation of a GenBank genome assembly.
AUGGCUAGUGAAAGUGAGCGUGUCGUGGUCGUAGGAGUAGAUGAUUCAGCUCACAGCUACCAUGCACUCGAGACGGCUCUCGAUCUCUUCUUCACACCUUUCAAAUCAAACCCACAAUUCAAACUCGUCAUCAUUCACGCCCGUCCCACCGCGACUUCCGUCCUAGGCUUUGCCGGUCCCGGAACGGUCGAUAUAAUACCGAUGGUGGAACAAGAUUUGAACAAGACUGCGGAACUGGUUAAGAAGAAGUGUACCGACGUGUGCUCGGCUAAAUCUGUCGAGAUCUCGUCGACGGAGGUGAUCGAAGGAGAUCCGAGGAAUAUAAUGUUGGAAGCAGCGGAGAGACAUCAUGCAUCGGUGCUUGUUCUUGGAAGCCAUGGUUAUGGAGCCGUGAAGAGAGUGUUCUUGGGGAGUGUGAGUGACUAUUUAGCUCAUCACGCUCAUUGCUCCGUUAUGAUCGUGAAGAAGCCUAAGGCGCCUAAACAAACUUCUACCGAUAAACAGUGA